Saxophila tyrrhenica is the source of this 600-nucleotide messenger RNA. RefSeq lists its product as uncharacterized. The transcript has a single exon. Bases 1 to 600 code for a protein of 199 amino acids. The record is from RefSeq and is a predicted model, not a curated record. NCBI's taxonomy places the organism in Eukaryota, Fungi, Ascomycota, Dothideomycetes, Mycosphaerellales, Extremaceae.
AUGGGCGCCGCAAAUCAGGAUGAAUUCGAUCGCCCCGGCGAAAAGGUCCAAAGUCCAUCGACAUUGGCCCAUGUCGUCCUUCGAACUGGCAAUUUCCAGCAGAUGGUCGACUUCUACAUUCAGUUCCUCGGAGGCAGCAUCACGUACGGGAAUGACUUCUUGUGCUUCAUCACGUACGACGAAGAACAUCAUCGCAUCGCCCUCCUGAACAUUCCCGGCACCGGCAAAAAACAGCCAACCAGCAGUGGACUGGAACACAUUGCUUUCACGUUCCCUACUGUUCGUGACUUACUUGUCGCCUAUCGACAGCGGAAGCAUCGUGGCAUUUUGCCAGUCUGGUCCGUCAAUCAUGGACCAACGACGAGCAUCUACUACAAAGAUCCAGACGGGAAUAUGCUGGAGACGCAGGUGGACAACUUCGAUACUGUCGAAGAUGCCAACAAGUUCAUGACCAGUCCGCACUUUGCCGAGAAUCCGAUCGGCACGGAUAUCGAUGUUGAAGAUCUGAUCGACAGGAUGCGGAAGGGCGACGACGAAGCGGUCCUCAAGAAGCGCGUCGAGAUCGGAGCGAGAGCGAUACCAGCGAUGGAUGAGAUGUGA